Molecule: messenger RNA, 1296 nt
Organism: Nicotiana attenuata
Lineage: Eukaryota; Viridiplantae; Streptophyta; Magnoliopsida; Solanales; Solanaceae
Product: proteoglycan 4-like
Exons: 1
Coding region: 1-1296 (431 amino acids)
Source: RefSeq, a predicted model, not a curated record
AUGGAGAACUCAAGAAGACAUCAACUUGUAAAUGCCAUAGCAUUUUGCUUGGUUGCCACAAGUGUUGUUGCAGCCUAUACACCUUAUGGUGAUUCUCCACAGCAAACUAUGAAUCAAGAGAAACCUUAUUCCCCAGGAUCUGAAUAUAAGGUACCAUCAGUUCAACAAGACACAUCUAGCAAGGUUCCGUCAGUGUCGAAAGACUAUUAUAAGGUGCCAUCAGUUCCAGAAAGCACUUAUACUAACGUGCCAUCAGUAUCAAAAGAGUAUUACAAGGCACCAUCAGUUCCAGAAGCUAAAUACACUAAAGUACCAUCAGUUCCAGAAAGUACUUAUUCUAAGGUGCCAUCACCAUCAAAAGAGUAUUAUAAGGCACCAUCAGUUCCAGAAACUGCAUACACUAAAGUACCAUCAGUUCCAGAAAGUACUUAUUCUAAGGUGCCAUCAGCUCCAAAAGGUACUUAUACUAAGGUGCCAUCAGUUCCAGAAACUACAUACACUAAAGUACCAUCAGUUCCAGAAAGUAGUUAUUCUAAGGUGCCAUCAGCUCCAAAAGGUACUUAUACUAAGGUGCCAUCAGUUCAAGAAACUACAUACACUAAAGUACCAUCAGUUCCAGAAAGUAUUUAUUCUAAGGUGCCAUCAGCUCCAAAAGGUACUUAUACUAAGGUGCCAUCAGUUCAAGAAACUACAUACACUAAAGUACCAUCAGUUCCAGAAAGUAGUUAUUCUAAGGUUCCAUCACCAUCAAAAGAGUAUUACAAGGUACCAUCAGUUCCAAAAACUACAUACACUAAGGAACCAUCAGUUCCAGAAAGUACUUAUUCUAUGGUGCCAUCACCAUCAAAAGAGUAUUACAAAGCGCCAUCAGCUCCAAAAGAUACUUAUAGUAAGGUGCCAUCAGUCUCAAAAAACUACUACAACAUACCUUCAAUGCCAUAUGUACCAAAAGAUAAUUACAAUCAUGUGCCUCAAGUCCCAGAAAAUGUUCCCAAAAAUACUUACGAAGUACCUUCUAUGCAAAAGAAUUACUAUAAGGUACCUUCAGGUCCUCAAAAUGUUUACAACAAUGUUCCAUCAGUACCCAAAGAUUACAACAAGGUACCUUUAGUGUCAAAAGACAACUAUGGAUCUAAGGUGACACUGCCAAAACCUUACUUCAAGUUGCCAGCAGUUGCCUCAUACCGUUAUCGAAAUUCGCCUAAGUAUCCUAACCAAGAACAUCCUAGUUACAACUCUUUUCCAUCAUCGAAGAACACAGAGAAUUACCAAUCUCCACCACCACCUUACUACUAA